This is a messenger RNA of Cylas formicarius (sweet potato weevil), 2331 nucleotides long. RefSeq names its product cytosolic purine 5'-nucleotidase (gene Nt5b). The record is from RefSeq and is a predicted model, not a curated record. Gene Ontology annotation, molecular function: 5'-nucleotidase activity. The coding region runs from base 340 to 1968 and encodes 542 amino acids. NCBI's taxonomy places the organism in Eukaryota, Metazoa, Arthropoda, Insecta, Coleoptera, Brentidae. The transcript is spliced from 10 exons.
UGUGCCGUUCUUGUCACGUAUGGCAGUGACGUCGAGUUUGAUACAUUUGCUAAUAAUUUCGGUGCUCGCAAUGUAUUAUAUGUUGCUAAAAUGCCUUUAAAUCCUUAAGUAGAUAACUAUUCUCGCGGCAGGAUUUGGUAGAAGUACCCACACCGCGGCCACGGAUCGGUACCCAUUCAUAACUCGACAUUCAUAGGCGUGUGCACGGUGCGUGUGUAAGGUGUAUAAAAACGAACUGGUAGCACACAGACAUACAUACAGUGUUAGGCAUUUGGCGUACUAAAGUUUGCGUUUACAUUAGGAAUUUGAAGGUUAAGUGGCGACGGAUAAAAUUUGAGGAUGCGUUUUAGUAACAAUCUUAAUGGCUUCGAUGCUAGGGAUGUGCCCCUAAACGAAAUAUUCGUCAACCGGAGCCUUCACUUGGAAAAUAUCAAGUUCUAUGGUUUCGAUAUGGAUUAUACCCUCGCAGAAUACAAAUCUCCCCAUUACGAAAAGCUUGGCUUCGAUUUAGUAAAGAAACGCAUGGUAUCGAUCGGCUACCCUCAAGAAAUUUUAGAAUUUGAAUAUGACCCAUCUUUUCCGGUCAGAGGUUUAUGGUUCGAUACACUCUAUGGCAAUCUUCUAAAAGUAGAUGCCUACGGGAAUAUUCUAGUAGCCGUUCACGGAUUCGAAUUUCUCAAACACUCACGAAUUUACGAAUUAUAUCCGAACAAGUUCAUAACGCUCGACGAGUCUAGGGUAUACGUUCUUAACACAUUGUUCAACUUGCCGGAAACUUAUCUGUUGGCUUGCCUCAUCGAUUUCUUUACGAAUUCGCCUGAAUAUUCAAAAACCGACACCGGUGUGAAAUGUGGGGAGCUCCUCAUGUCUUACCAGUCGAUAUUUCAGGAUGUCCGAAAUGCAGUCGACUAUGUGCACAUAGGUGGAGAUCUGAAGCAGUGCACCAUUGAGAAUCCGCAAAAGUAUGUGAAAAAAGAUGAUCGCCUGCCGAUGUUCUUGACGCGCCUGCGCGAAAGCGGUGCUAAGACGUUUCUGCUCACUAACAGCGAUUACAACUUCACCGAUAAAAUUAUGACAUACCUUUUCGAUUUUCCGCAUGGGGCAAAGCCCGACGAACCCCACAGAAACUGGAAGACUUAUUUCGAUAUAGUAGUGGUAGAUGCGAGGAAACCUCUGUUCUUCGGCGAAGGAACGAUUUUGAGGCAGGUUGACACUAACACAGGCGGACUGAGGGUCGGUGUUCAUACGGGCCCACUCCAAAAAGAACACGUUUAUUCGGGAGGCUCAUGCGAUGUGUUCACCAAAUUCAUAGGAGCCAAAGGGAAGGAUGUGCUGUACGUAGGGGAUCAUAUUUUCGGCGAUAUAUUAAAGAGUAAAAAGAUUCGAGGGUGGAGAACGUUUCUGAUCGUACCGGAGCUAGUCAGAGAGCUGCAUGUGUGGACCGAUAGGUGGCAGUUGUUCAAUGAGUUGCAGGGUCUGGACGUUAAAUUGGGCGAGAUGUACAAGAAUCUGGACAGCAGCACAAAAGAGAAACCGGACAUUUCAAAAUUGAGAGCGGCUAUCAGAGAUGUGACCCAUAAAAUGGACAUGUCAUAUGGUAUGAUGGGCAGUUUAUUCAGGUCGGGAUCUAGGCAAACCUUUUUUUCUUCUCAGGUUGUAAGAUACGCCGAUUUAUAUGCGGCUACUCAUCUCAAUUUAUUGUAUUACCCGUUUUCGUACAUGUUUCGGGCACCCGCCAUGUUGCUGCCGCACGAAUCGACUGUAGCGCAUGAGCAGCACUUUGUGUCAGAGUAUUCCAACGAUGUUGAGGAACGAAAAAAUCCAAGGGCGGUGUUGGAGAGAGCCCAGAGUCAAGUGCCGCAUGUGAGGCCCGAAACACCUCAAACUGUCACUCAUACUCACGAUGAAGAUUUUAGCGACGACGACAGCGACGAAAAAAAUUCGUCCAAGUCAGGCGAUCGAGCUUAAUUGAGGUUGUUGAGGUUUUUAUUUGCUCAACCUAAAGCAAUUUAGAUUUCAAAGAAUAUAAAAAAUUGUGAUUGAAAUUAACGAUUUGAAAUUAGUAUUUAUUUUAGCGUUUGCCGACUUUGCUGCGCGCUGAAGUUUCGUGUAGGAGCAUUUUUUAACAUCAGUCGUUUUAGUGUUGCGCCUCGGCAAGGCGAAAAUUGUGAUUUUUCAAGAAAAUUAUAGAAUUAGUAUUGGAGAAUGUUUUAAUAUAUUAACGGCAUUUUAUUUACUGUUGCAUAGCACAAUGUGUAAUUUCUUUUUCAAAUAAAAACAAAAAUAUAUUCAUUUGUCUCAAACACUGUAGACUAACAUAUCGGAAGCUGG